Molecule: messenger RNA, 1491 nt
Organism: Trichoderma harzianum CBS 226.95
Lineage: Eukaryota; Fungi; Ascomycota; Sordariomycetes; Hypocreales; Hypocreaceae
Exons: 6
Coding region: 1-1491 (496 amino acids)
Source: RefSeq, a predicted model, not a curated record
AUGGCAUCAGUGGUUACCGCUGGGAGCUCGUCUGGUUCCGGAAGCAAACAAAUUCCUUUGCACUGCACCGUUUGCCCUGAGACGCCACGCUUCUCUGAUGUGUCACACUUGCUCACCCACAUUGCCUCCAAAGGCCAUCUUCAUCAUGAAACCCAAACAAAGCUGAAGGCUCAUCAAGACGUUGCGGCCUCUCAACCCAAGAGGAAAAUUAAGCGGACUGAAUCCGAUACACUCGUGAAGAACGAACGUGAAGACUUUCCUCCAGACUUCCCCAUGUUUCCGGGAUUCUAUCCAUCGGACAAUGAAAACGAGGUCCAAGACGACUAUUUCGGAGCGGGAGAUAUGAUGGCGCUGAAAGGUCAGGUAUGGCCAGGGAUGGGCAAAAUGGAUUUGGCAAAUGAGGAUAUGAAACGCACUCGCAAUCAAAGAAAGCCCAAGUCAGUCAUUGAGAAAAUGAGAAGAACAUCAGAAGGCAUUGAGCCAACACAAGUCGUCAUGACGGCCGAGUUUGAAGUGGAAAUAAUCAAGGAUGUUUAUGACAGCUCUUCGCCAGUGCCGGAUCAAGAAGACGCGACUCCUGUCAAAAAGACUGCGAAACCUCGCCGAAAGCGCGGAGAGCCACUUGCUGAAAUCUCUGCCAACAUUCCCCGAGGCGGAAAUCGCCGUCUCACACGCGACAAUGCUGGCCACGGAAAGAGUUCCAAACCGCUUCUAGCAUUCAGCCGAACUCCAAGCUCUGAUAUCACGCCAACUCUUGGGCAGUUCAAGCGUUCUCAUGAUAUUUUUCGGGACGAUGACAAGAUUCCCAGUUUGAACCCGAUAGCGCACUCGAAUAUUGUGUCUCCAACACCUGGAUCCAGAGAUAUCCCUGACCGAGGGUUUUCGACACGAGACCUCCAUAGAGGUAGGGGCCAGGAGCAAGCCUAUCUCAACAUGAACGGACAUGUGGGACUAGGCUCACUCAACCAUUCGGAUCUAUCUUUUGCCUUGAAUGGAUCGUCAAUCUAUAAUAAUCCGCCGCGGUUUCCUUUCGCUGCAAGCAACCAUUUCAACACUCUUACUCAUGACCACUUUCGCCUUCCUUCAGGCCACACUACCCAGCAUAAAUUUGACGAUUAUGCAAGCACCAGUGCUAACGAAGGAAGCACGGUAGCAAACCACUACCUUGACAUACCAAAUACCAAUCCUUUGUUUUCACAGGAUCGCGUCUUCCUUGGUUCAUGUGGCCAAUCGGGUCCAGCGUCAAGCCUGUCUCCGUUGAGAUUUACGUCGAUUAAUCAUAAUCAAGAAGCCUCUCAUUCAAUGCGCCAAAACCAGCCUCCCGCCAACAUCAAACUCGAGCCACCCCAGCUUUGCGACGUCCUAGAUGAUGCGAGCAUUGAUGAUGAAAAAGAGUCACGAUUUCCUGGACAAGGUAUUUGGGAGUCGCAAGGAUCUGACAACGGCAUCGACAUCCACGAGGAUCUCCGACACGAUGAAUUGGAGCUCUGA